This is a messenger RNA of Oenanthe melanoleuca, 3195 nucleotides long. RefSeq names its product ring finger protein 168 (gene RNF168). Gene Ontology annotation, cellular component: site of double-strand break; nucleus. Lineage: Eukaryota; Metazoa; Chordata; Aves; Passeriformes; Muscicapidae. Gene Ontology annotation, molecular function: nucleosome binding; metal ion binding; ubiquitin-protein transferase activity. The transcript is spliced from 10 exons. Gene Ontology annotation, biological process: double-strand break repair; protein ubiquitination. Bases 521 to 2356 code for a protein of 611 amino acids. The record is from RefSeq and is a predicted model, not a curated record.
CUUGGUGUUCUCCAGGAAGAUGGCGAAAGGCAGCAUCUCCCUGCGCUCCCUGAACGAGACACUGAGCAGAGUGGAGAGCAGGCUGCUGUGGCUGGAGGCUCGGUUCGCCCAGCUGGACUCCAGCCUGCAGAGCCUGGAGCAAGACUUCGAGCGGCAGGCCGAGAUGCUGCAGCACGACCUGAGGCGGGACGUGCCGUGGGCACCUGCGGCCAGCAGGCCCGGCGGAGGAGGCGGAAAAGGAGAAGGAGGAGACAGAAGAAGAGGAGGAGGAGAAGGAAGGAGAGGAGAAGGAGGAGAAAAAGGAGGAGGAGGCGGAGCCCUCAGCCGGGCGGCGGGAACGGCCCCUCAGUGAGGGCGGGGCGCAGCCGCCAUUGCGGGCGCCGCGGCCUCUGCCGGCUCCGGAGCGUAUUGCUGUGCCCAGUGGAAAAAUCGUGUGAGGAGACAGAUGACCCCCACAGUUUCAAGUCAUACAAGAAGGCGCUGAUGUUAUCCUAGUGUUGUUCCUCUACUUCAAGUCAGCAUGUCGAAGAAAUCCAAUGCCCCGCUCUCCUUGUCCGACUGCCUGUGCCAAAUUUGCAUGGAGAUCUUUGUGGAGCCUGUCACGCUGCCCUGCAGCCAUACCCUCUGCAAUUACUGCUUCCAGAUGACGGUGGAAAAGGCCAGUCUUUGCUGCCCCUUCUGUAGGCGUCGGGUCUCCUCCUGGGCACGGUACAAUACCCGCAGGAAUACUCUUGUCAACUGGGAGCUCUGGGAGAAGAUUCAGAAGAGCUACCCGGAGGAAUGCGAGCGGAGGAUUAACGGACAGGAUUUGGAUGAGGAAAUCUGUCCCCCCAAGCCUCGGCACCAGCUCAGCAAGCCUGGGGAGCUGAGGCAGGAAUAUGAAGCAGAGAUUAGUAAGGUGGAGGCAGAGAGGCGAGCGCACGAGCAGGAGGAGAACAAGGCGAGUGAGGAGUACAUCCAGCGGCUGCUGGCAGAGGAGGAGGAGGAGCACAGGCUGGCAGAAGAGAGAAGGAAGGAGAUGGAGAAGCAGCUGAAGCAAGAUGAAGAGCUGGCCUGGCAGCUCAGUAACAGUCUGAACGAGGAUCCCGAGGGACACGUGCCUGGCAGCCCAUCACCAGCACACAGCUUCUCCCUUCAGACAUCCCCACUGAACCUGAGCAAGGCAAAGAACAAACCAAGCAACUCUGGAGACAUUCAGAAGUAUCUAUCUCCAAAGAAUUAUGGCAUGUUGGGCUCAGCAUCGUUCUCUAGUACCACAGGAAGAGGCAGGAACAACUCCAUCUCUGUGGAGACCAACAGCAAUGAAGGCAGCAGUUCUGCACUGCAGGAUGAGCAAGAGGAAAUGCCAACCCUGUCUCCACAGCUAACCAAUGUAAAUAAAGAAUCUGCUGCUAAGGAUUCAUUUUUGGAAUCGUGCAUGAACUAUUUCAGUGCCUCAGCUUCAGGUGAAACUACUACUGUCAAGCAGGAAGAAACACCAGGACCAAAUGGUUUAGAAGAUGGAAUUCCAGGUGCACUUCAUGGAAGCACAGAAGGGGAAGGCUCUAGGACAGUGGUUCUUAGAUCCAAAGGAGAAGAUGGUGGAAUUGAGUCAGACCAUGGCAGUUUAACACAUGUCCAAAGGGCAAACCUUGAAAAUUCUGAUGACACUUGUACCUCUGGUCAGUUAGGAGUGCACUGUGGGAUGUCUGACAGCCAGACUGCAUUGCGAGAUCUGGGGAAAGAGCCAGGACAUGCAGAUGAACACACACCAGAGAGGCCAAAGAGCUCUAAGGAGACUCCCAAAAGGAAGUUGCUGGAGGCCCCAGCUGAUGCCAUGAUUGACUUGGGCAUGUUUGAUAAGAGGAGAAGAACCUCUUCAGAAAGUGUAGAAGACCAAGGAGAGCAGAUGAGCGAGUUUAACUUGCAGACACAACGAGCCUUCGAGCAGGAGUUCUAUGAGAGGCGCAGGCAGGAGGAGCAGGACAGGCUGCUGGCUCUGCAGCUGCAGAAGGAGCUGGACAAGGAGGAGAGGACACUCAACAGGCAGAAGGGCUCUCCAGACGAGUACCUGCUCCGCACCAAACCACCUCGCUCUCUGAAAGACUCCUCUGCCAGGAAGGCAACUUCCAAGGUGGCUAAAGACUCCAAGGGAUCAAAAACACAGGCUGAAACCAAUCACCACAAGACUAGGAAAGGUUCCUGCAAUGAAAACUGGCAGUCCCCUGCCAAGGUCCGGGUGAAAUCCCCCAGCAUCAAGGAAGGAAAGGUUUUGAAUUGCGUGGUUAAUACCAGUGACACAAGUGAUAUUUGUUCACUGCCUAAGAACAAGCAAAAGACAAUCCUGCAGAUGUUUAAAAGCCCUGUUGCAGAGUAGAUCAGAGCCAUGGACACGUGGUGGAGUGGGAAUGGGAACUGGGGUGAUGUUCUCCUGUGUUAGGCAAAGCUUCCCUAAGCAGUUUGGAGUGGUUGCUUUGGAGGGGAACCACUUUGGGCAGCGGUGCUUUGAGUUCUGAGAGGUUUUAGUAACAUACACCCCCAGAAUGUAACAUUUUUUUAAUGGUUCUUUUCUUGAAUAUGAUUUUUCUAGCACUUGCAGCACUUCUUGCAGGAAUUGGAGCAUUUCUUACUUUCUAACUUGCAUUUGCACAGUUUGGAGUGUGAAUACUGGUAUUGUUGGAAAACGAUGACCUGAAAAUGAGAAUCUGAAGCCUUUAAUGGAAAAGAUGCAUGUUCCAUGGAGGAAACAAGUGAAAAAUGAGUCUGUAUUCUCAGCUGGCUGUCAGCUGGAAGGCUGAAACUUCCCUCAGCACCACCACUGUUCUGUAAAUUGAAGCAUGUUGCUGGAAUUCAGGCUGUUGCUGGAAUUACAUUGUUGGCACACCCAUUUACACCAGUGUAACCAGCCAGCCACUCUUUCCCUCUCAUAUGCUAACCCCUGCCUCGGACAAAGAGGAAAGAAACAAGUCAUUCUCCACUGCCAAAGGCAAGGAUCUUUCAUGGAUGCCAAGGCUUUGAGCUCCCAUUCACAUCUAUUCAUAGAGAUCCCUCCUGCAGAUCCCAUUUUCCCUGUUGUUAAGAACAAAAUACUUUUGUUUUCUUAUUGUUAAUGUUCUGCAACUUUAUUCUUGUAUAACAGUGUUACUAUAUUUGUUGCUGUUUAAUUUUCAUACUCAGAUUGGUUUGAGUGUGAUUAAAACAAUAGUACAGAAGCCA